This is a messenger RNA of Drosophila hydei, 1069 nucleotides long. Its product is annotated as hsp70 nucleotide exchange factor fes1. The transcript is spliced from 5 exons. The coding region runs from base 124 to 1041 and encodes 305 amino acids. The record is from RefSeq and is a predicted model, not a curated record. NCBI's taxonomy places the organism in Eukaryota, Metazoa, Arthropoda, Insecta, Diptera, Drosophilidae.
GCGCACGCAUCUCUAAUAAACACACCGCCUCACACGUUUAUAUUAUGAUUCCAAGUCAUAAACAUAAACGAUUGAUUUUUACAACUUCUUGAUUCUUUCUAAAUCUAUAAAUCAGUAAUUAAUAUGAACUCCAAGCGUAGCUCAGCCAAACCUAAACAAAAUUUAGAGGCAUUGCUUAGAUUAGCCGUUGAACAUUCUGGAAAAGAUGAGGAAGCACAAAAUACAAAUUCCAAUCAAACGGAUGAGAAGAGAAUAGAUUUCUUGCAAAGCGCUCUUAGAGCUAUGACGGGAGAUGAUUUUGAAACAGCUUUAUUAAUUCUAAGAACUGAUUCGACAACUAUUGAACAAAAAAUUGAUAGUUUAGACUUAAUAAGAGAUAAGAUCGAUGAUAUUGAUUUAGCAAAUUCGUUUGUAAAAAUCGGAGGCGCCGCCGAAUUAUUGCGGUAUAUUCGCACUCGGGAUAAUAAUCUGAGACCACAAUCCAUUUAUAUAGUUGCUGAAAUGGCUCAGAACAAUGAAUUUUGCCAAAACUAUUUUUAUAACGAACACAUUAUUCCUGUGCUUACAUCAACUAUGAACGAUGCCGACGAGGAUGUGGCUAGAGGCUCCAUUUUUGCCAUAUCAUCAUUGAUACAAAACUUUCCGCCUGGCCUGAAGGAGUUUUUGAGUACAAAGGGAAUUCAAACCCUGGUGUCUUGCUUAAACUCUACUCAUAAAUCGGUUUAUAUAAAGGCUGCUUUUCUUAUUGGAUCUUUAGCUUCUCGUGAGAACUCAAUCCGAGACCACAUAAACAAACAAAAUGCAGUCUCCAUUCUUCUGAAUAACCUUGAGAAUAAGAAUGAAUAUGAUGACAAGUUGGAAGCUACUCUAAGGGCUCUUUCUGCACUCUCAGUGAGCUGCAAAUGGAGCUCUACUCGGGAUCAAAAUGCAAAUGCCGAGAUUAUACUUAAGCAAAUAAUAAAUAAUAAAGCAUUGUUGGAUACUUGUGAGGAGAUGAGCAACUUUUCGCAAAAUAUUUUAAAAAAUAUGACAACGAAAUAAAAUAAAUAAUGAACAUUACAAAUAUAUG